GGCUGGACUCUAUCGAACCCAAGACUGGCAAUUUAUCCCUAUCAGCUGAGAGAGACCAUAUUGCCUUCGCUUCAUGUCUGUUGUUGCUAACACUCUCUUCUUCGCUAUAGCCAGUGAUGACGUUCCUUAAUUUCCCAUGACCCAACUGUCUGUCCUUCUUCCCUCUUCAACAAUGGCUGCUUCUUCGGUCUUCUUUCACUCCUCAACCAAUGUUCGUGGUCUAUCUUUGGUCGACAGGCACAAAUUUCCAUUCAAGCAUUUCGACAAACAGGUGAAGUCCCGUUUGGCGUUCCUUAAUUCUCCCUUUCAUCUAAGGCUUACUCCCUUGAUAACUCCUCCAAAUGGUUUUACUAAUUCGCAUGUAACGUCCCUGUUCUCAAGAACGACGAGAACCCUGCUCAAAUGCUCAUCUUCUGAUGCAGUUAGCUCAGAAUCCCAGAACCCAUUUCUUAAACCCUUUGAAUUUGUCUCGUUUGAUUCAUUGCAAGGUACCCUUUCUCGAAUAACCCCUUUUGAUGUUGUCAAGUGGUCUGGGGUGUUAUCGAUUACAAUUGCAGCCAUGAAAUGGUCUUUGAAUUUGUUUUUCAACCCCUUUUUCUGGAUGUACUUCAGCUGGACUUGGUUGUUUUGGCCCUGGGUUGUGGCUAUUACGAUGGCUGCCUAUGGAUUAUACUGCUUGAGAAAGCACCUACUUGGGGAAGCUAACAUAUACGAGCAACUUGCUGUUGUUACUUCCCUAUUCACUUGGCUCACCCUUGUCCCGCCUGCCCAUUUCAAUGGAUUCCUUGAAGGAUGGCCUUUUGUGUUCUUCUUUGUAUACCACUACUUCUUUUUCUUCAAUGUUAGCAUUCGAAAAAGGUUAUAUGGAGAUUACUUUGCUCGUCCUCAUGACCCCAAGUGGGAUGUGAACAUGCCAAACUUGUAUCGGUUACUGUUCUUUGUGGGUGUCAUGGCUGGACAUUGGCUUGCUGCGUUUGAAGGACCAGAACUUCAUCAAGUUCCAGGCGGGUGGAGUAAUGUUGGCAUUUGGAUUUUGAUACUGGUAACUCUCCUGACUCAUUACAAUUCGUCAUUGUAUCUUGCAAAGUACUCGGAGAAGGUAGUGGUGCCUACUGCUGUUGUGCAGUUUGGACCAUAUCGGUGGGUUCGCCAUCCAAUAUAUGCAUCCACAAUGCUCCUUUUUGCCGCUUACUGCGCUGCCCUUCGUGCGCCUGUAAGCAUGCUUUUUACAGUGGCAGUUUGUUCACUAUAUUAUGGCCAGAAAGCAAAAUCAGAGGAGGCUCUGAUGGUUGAAACUUUUGCAGAGGGGUAUGUAGAAUAUGCAAACAAAGUUAAGUACAAGUUUAUUCCGUUUGUUUAUUAGUUUACUUGCCAUCAUGGCUCAUAAGCAGUUAUGGUUGAAUUUCAAAUUUUACAUCUGAGCUUGAUUUACAUUUGCAAAGUGAACAUUGUAUGAAUGAAAUUCAUCAUAGUUUACCCUGCUGGGAUACAAAUUUGAAUUAAAUCAUCUCAUGGUUCCUCCC
Messenger RNA from Benincasa hispida (wax gourd), 1523 nucleotides. The record is from RefSeq and is a predicted model, not a curated record. Lineage: Eukaryota; Viridiplantae; Streptophyta; Magnoliopsida; Cucurbitales; Cucurbitaceae.